Messenger RNA from Lepus europaeus (European hare), 927 nucleotides. Its product is annotated as taste receptor type 2 member 14-like. Bases 1 to 927 code for a protein of 308 amino acids. The transcript has a single exon. Gene Ontology annotation, molecular function: G protein-coupled receptor activity; bitter taste receptor activity. The record is from RefSeq and is a predicted model, not a curated record. NCBI's taxonomy places the organism in Eukaryota, Metazoa, Chordata, Mammalia, Lagomorpha, Leporidae. Gene Ontology annotation, cellular component: membrane. Gene Ontology annotation, biological process: G protein-coupled receptor signaling pathway; detection of chemical stimulus involved in sensory perception of bitter taste; sensory perception of taste.
AUGGAUGAUUUACUAAGCAUAACUACAGCUAUUCUAGGAAUGGAGUUCAUAAUUGGAAUCUUGGGCAAUGGAUUCAUAGCACUAGUGAACAUCAUUGACUGGGUCAAGAGAAGUAAGAUCUCUCCAGCUGAUCAGAUACUCACUGCUUUGGCAAUCUCCAGAAUAGUCUACCUUUCCAGUAUACACUUAAGUAAGUUAUUUUCUGUGAUUUGCCCAGGCUUGCUCUGGGCUGAACAAAUAUUAAAAAUUAUUCGUAAUAUCUGGACAGUAACCAGUCACUUUAGCAUUUGGCUUGCUACAAGCCUCAGCAUCUUUUAUUUUCUGAAGAUAGCCAAUUUUUCUAACUCUAUUUUUCACUACCUAAAGUGGAGAGUUGAAAAGGUGAUCUCAGUGACAUUGCUGGUGUCUUUGGUCCUUUUGUUUUUAAAUAUCACAUUUUUGAACACAGAUACUGAUGUCUGGGUUGCUGGAUAUAAAAGAAACAUGACUAAUAGUUCCAGCUCAAAAGACCCUUUGAGCUUUUCCAGACAUUUUUUACUCCACUACAUGAUAUUCAUAAUUGUACCCUUCACCGUGUCCCUCACAGCUUUCAUCCUGCUCAUCUUCUCCCUGUGGAGACAUCUCAGGAAGAAGCAGCUCAAUGCCACAGCACCCAGAGAUGCCAGCACCAAGGCACACUUGCAAAGCUUGCAGGCUGUGGUUGCCUUCCUCUUAUUAUACACCUUUUUCUUUCUGUCUCUUCUCAUACAAGUUUUAAUUUCUGAUUUACAGGGGAAAAAUGUGAUCAUCAGUCUUUGCCAUGUUUUAUCAAUGGCUUUUCCUUCAGGCCACUCAUGCAUCCUGAUUCUGAGAAAUAAGAAGUUGAGACAGGCCUCUCUGUCUGUGCUGUGGUGGCUGAGGUCCAGGGUCAAAGAUGCAGAACCCUGA